AUGUCGGCCUCGGCCCAGAACGAAUUCGAUGCUCUGCUCGACCUCUCCGAGUAUGAUGCAAACUACCAGUCUCCCUCACUCUCGCCCAACAUGAGCACCAAGCCUGGCUUUGCCAGCCCCAUCUCCGACAUGACCCCCCCGCCCGUCCCGUCGACCACAACGCAGGCCAUGAACGGUCCCAGUCACAACUACGACAUGUACCGCCAGCAGACCGGCUUCGUCCCGGGCGCCCUCGCCAACACCAUGGCCGUGAACCAGACCAACAAUACUGGCUACCAGGACUUUGGCAGCCUCGACUACCUCACCAGCUUCUCUCCCGAGAACGACGUUUUUGACUUCAACACAUCGCCCUCCCAAGCCACUCUCGCCGCCUCUGAGCUCGACAUGGACUUUGACGCCUCGAACACGAAUCAGUUCUUCACCGUCAACCCUAGCAGCAUUGAGCAGCCCCAGCAGCAAGCCUCCGCCAACAGCUCGCCCGGCCGUCUCUGGCCCGGUGCCCACACCCAGGCCGCUGCCGUCGCCAAGGCCCAGGCUCACCAACGCCACAUGAUGCAACAGUCCCAGAGUCAAAAGGCUCGCGGCAAGGCUCCCCAGGCUACCGACCCGAUCGUUGAGCAGAAGAUUACCCAGCUACUCAACAACAUGCGUGCCAAGCCUGCCUCUGCCUCGGGCGACUCGCAGUCUGGUUCCUCGAGCAUGCCUCGCACUAAGAAGUCCGAGGAGGACAUGGACGAGGACGAGCGUCUCCUCGCUAGUGAGGAGGGAAAGAAGCUCAGCUCCAAGGAGCGUCGACAGCUGCGCAACAAGGUCUCGGCCCGUGCUUUCCGCUCCCGCAGAAAGGAGUACAUCACUCAGCUCGAGAGCGAGCGUGACAACAAGGAAGACGAGGUCACCCGCCUCCGCCAGAGCAACCGUGCCCUGAUGGAGGAGAACAAGCGUCUGUCUGACCUCACCCGCAUGCUUCUCUCUUCGCCCAGCUUCUCCAACUUCCUCGAUCACCUUAGCACCAACUCUGCCGCCAUUCCCCAGGCCCCCAUCAAGGUCGAGGCCCAGCCCGAGCAAGAGCAGGCUCAGAUUCCCAAGGAUACCAACCCCUACGGCAACCAGUCCCAGCAGCAGAUCGGCAUGGCGAUGAUCCCUGAGCAGAGCAUGGACUACUCGAUGCUGGCCCUCGAUGGGUACAACUUCCAGCCUACCGUCUUUGUCGUGGAUACUCCCGAGAUCCCUGCUCCCAUUGACGCUGGUGUCCUUGCUGGCAAGACUUCCAACUUUGUCGAGUCCUUUUCUGAGGAGGAGAAGGUUGAUGCCCCGGUCAUCGAGCGCCCCGUCAAGCGUGAGACUGUCGAGCCCGCUGAAGCCGCCGUCGUCAACGAGGAGUUCGAGUCUGACCCUGACUACGCUCUUUUCCAUGCCCAGCCGUCUACCCCUGCCAACGAAUCGUCUGUUUCAUCUGAAAGCCUCUCUCACAUUGAUGUCUUUGGCGGCAUCGAGGCUGAGAAGGUCCUGUCCCGCUAUGAACUUGUUGAUGUCACGGAAGUAGAGCGCUCUUCUGCCUAUGCCAUGGCUCGUGUCCAGCACAUCGCCGCUAGUGCCGAGUCGGUGAUGGCCAGAUUAGAACUCCUCACCCGGGAGUUGUAA
Messenger RNA from Cordyceps fumosorosea ARSEF 2679, 1641 nucleotides. RefSeq names its product bZIP transcription factor, bZIP-1. Gene Ontology annotation, molecular function: DNA-binding transcription factor activity. Bases 1 to 1641 code for a protein of 546 amino acids. The transcript has a single exon. Gene Ontology annotation, biological process: regulation of DNA-templated transcription. The record is from RefSeq and is a predicted model, not a curated record. Lineage: Eukaryota; Fungi; Ascomycota; Sordariomycetes; Hypocreales; Cordycipitaceae.